UAAGAUGAUGCAGGUACACAUUGCUUUAUUUGGAAACUAAUUGAUAAUAUAACUUAGCUGAUAGACUAUCCUCGUUAAUUUACCGUCAAUAAGGAAACAAUUGAAAAACAAUUUUACCCAGUCUUCUUUUUUGUUUCAAUGUCCGUUUACACUUAAACGUGUAAUUGUUAGGGUUUUUUUCGUUCAAGCAUUUUAAUCCUGAUGUUUUAUAGAUAUUAAAAUAAAUGAAAAAGCAAGCGACAUGACUUGUAUAUAUAAACCAAGUACAUCGGCGAUCUUGCUACACGUUUUUGGAAUUCUUUUUUUACUCAGCUCUUCGAUUCUUUCAGCUACCAUUAGGCCAAACUUGUGCAGACAAUCAGAUGGAUCAAUGUACUGUUGCACUGGUUACUAUCUGACCAAAAAUGGUUGUCAAGAAUGCGUCGGUUCAGUUGGUUUAAACUGUUCUUUGCCAUGUCCUCCUGAAUAUUUUGGACCAAAAUGUGCUUCGCAUUGCCAAUGUACGAAAGAUGAAUGUGAUGCAAAAUUUGGCUGCCCUAAAGAUAUGAAAACAACAAUGAACAUUUUCAAAAUAUCAGCCAUGUCACAAACAGUUCCCCCAAACAUCAUAUCUGAAAAUUUCUUCCAAAAGCUGUCUUUAGCAAAUUGGGUGCUAAUAUUCAGUACUGCCAUCGUAAUAGUUUCUGUAGCCAUCGGAUGCAUCAUCUUUGUCGGAAUCAAAGUAAAGAAAAAAGAGAGACGUAACCAAAAUGAAUUUAGCCCGGAAACUGAAUUGAAGGAGAAAAUUGAAACGUAACCAAAACGACUUCAUCUUGGAAAUGGAAUUUAAGAAGGACUUCAAUAAUUCAACAUGGAUCCCGAGUUCAUGGACAUCAUAAAAGGAAAAGGCCAUUGAAAUACUCUGAUGUUUAUAACUAUCCUAUUGGAAUUUUAAACUUUAACGUGCUUAAGGUACUUCACGACACCGAGACUUAUACUUUUUAAGACACUACGUCACAAGAUGGCGAUUUAAAUGUUUUGUUAAACUGUUUAUAUCAAUCGAUUCUGAUGUAUAUCGUCAUAGCUCAGUGAUUAAAGUAUCAGGCUUGUGAAACGCAGGUCAUGAGUCCCAAUCCCCCUGGGGCUUUUGUUUAUGUAUACUGAAUGAAAUUUUUGAAAAUGUAAUUUUUUAUCUAAAAUUGCACAUUUUUUCGCCUAUUUGACAUAUAUGCUUCUUAUCCAUUAUGCUUUCUAUCAUAAUCAAGUAAUUUUCUGCUGAUUUGAGAAACUAUUUCAAGGUGUAGUGAGGCACCUUAACACAGAUCCUUCUAUCAUAACGGAAAUAUUACAUUUACCUAUAAGGGUCGGAAAUUUGAGGUACAUACGUACCAUGUCCGUGCGUACAAAAAGGAGGUGUUGGAAAAGACAGACUGGAGAGCUGCUUUUCUCACGCCUCCUUUUUAUACGCACGGACACUGUACCUCAAAUCUCCGAACCUUACAAGUACAUGUGUGCAAGUGCAUACCUAUGAUCUGACGCCCCGUGGUCAACAGAAGCAUUUUAUCUAUAUUUCCGACCCGGUGUCGACAGGUUCAUCACUGGACUAACUUAGUAAUUACCCAUUUUUUCCAUAAACGCAACCAAUAAUGCACUAUUUUUAUAGCGAAUGUACUUAUAACUCUGUAGAAUUUCCGUUAUGAUACUUCUAACAAACAUAAUGCUCUUUAAAAGGAAUAUUAAAGCAAUAGUACAAUUGAUAAGAUAAAAACGUACAUGUAUUUUAAGGUCAGACGACACGUUCCUCGAGAAUCUUUUUUGUAUCUCCUCAUAAUAAAGAGUUCCAAUAAAAAAUAUUAAUUUUAUAAUUACUUUAAAAAUGAUCAAAAUUUACUUCGAUUUUGUUAUAUGUCUAGAUGGUCGAGUGGAUAGAACCGUGGCCACUCACUGCAAGAAGCGUACAGGUUCUAAAGGUCGUGAGUUCAAAGCCCCACCUCGGCGGAGAUAUAGUUCUAAUGUAUUGAAUUUCGCUGUGCUGUAGAUGUUUUUAUUUUAAUAUCAGCAAUUCAAGAGUAUUUUUAGGGAGACUCUAUAGGAAAUUGCAUACUCUAGUAUUUUGCAGAAAUGCCUGGUAAGGUACCCUAAUUUUUUGCAAGAAAGCUUGUCAAAGUAGUAGUAAACCACCAACAAAUUCCUGGAAAAAGUUAUAAAAUUGAGGAACGUGUCGUCUGACCUUAAAUACAUCAUGUACUUGAGAAACUCAUUAGAGGCUACGUGAUCGUGACCACAUAUUUUUUAACCAUAUACAGGCUAAUUUAGGUGUACCAGUAUGCCAAUUGUGAUGAAUUUAGAAGGAGUAACGCCCAAAUUUUUACCAAUCAGCAGUAUCUUCUUCAAAUCAGACUCUCUAAUUGAUUUCAUUCUGUAACAAAGAUGAGUUCAUGUCUCUCUAUCUUGUUUGCGUGAUUUUGUUACCGACUGAAUGUAUGCACAGUUGUUAUGCUUGUAUUGAUGUGUUAUCACAUUAAUUAUUGUAAAUCCAUUUCAAAAAUGAACGGGUCUCUUUCGACUACAGUGACGUUUUUGUAAAUUCAAACCAGGUUUGGGGUAAUGCUAAAUGUAAUUGUAAUGCAUUGCAAUGCAUUACAGGUUUUUAAAGUAAUGCUAGUAAUGUGUAAUGCCACAAAUUUAGCAUUACAAGUAAUGGUAAUGUAAUUGGACUAAGAUAAAAUACAAGAUUCAUGUAUUGUAUUUUUCUCUUAUUGUCUGAACACAUAAUAAUGAUAAAAAUUGCCAAACAGUAUCUUUGAUUCCAUAUUCCACUGUUUCUGUAGGAUGUUUAUUUAAUAUAGCUAGGAAGAUUUUCAAACCUGACAGGAUGCAGUUAAAAGAUAAAACCUUUAAAACUUUGAUGAUCUUAGAGUGCAACAGCAAUCUUGUAUAAGUUAAUUAAACCUGAUAGUGAACAUAAACCUGUGGACAGGCUUGGGGUAAUGCUAAAUGUAAUGGUAAUGCAUUACAAUGCAUUACAUGUUUUCAAAGUAAUGCUAGUAAUGUGUAAUGCCACAAAAUUAGCAUUACAAGUAAUGGUAAUGUAAUUCAUUACUUUCCAAAAUCUAGUGUAAUGCUGGCAUUACAUGGCAUUACUUUGCAUUAUUAUGCUUAUUUAUGCAUGUGAUGAAUAAAUGAAAAGUGAAAAUAGAAUUUGAUUAAAUGUAUUUUUAAAGAAGAAAGAAAUAAUUAUUGAGAUAAAAAUGUUUUAAUUGUAUUAUUAAUCGAUAAAUUGAGUGUUGUUAUUAAGAGUUUUAAUCAUUUAAACAAUUUAAUCUAAUUAGUCUACACUUCAAUAAGAAAUGUGUCAACAACACACUAUUCUCCCAGGAUAAUCUAAGUAUCAAAACAAUCUAUUGUUAUAAGAAGUGCUAAACACCCUAAUCCCCUUCCCUUCACUAUGUCCCAAUAGAAUAGGAGACCGACAUGCACAUUUAAAAGCAAAAUGAAUGCACUGUCCAUCCAUGAUGAAAAUCAAUAUCACUUCCAGUAUUAUAACCCAUUUGAAAAUAUUUUUACUUACUUAUUCUCUCUCUCUCUCUCUCUCUCUCUCUCUCUCUCUCUCUCUCUCUCUCUCUCUCUCUAUUUAGCUUUUGAUAACCGCAACAUUAUUCCAUAAAUUGUUUUUUGUUAUGCAUGUAAUUCUGUG
This is a messenger RNA of Magallana angulata, 3676 nucleotides long. RefSeq names its product N-acetylglucosamine-1-phosphodiester alpha-N-acetylglucosaminidase-like. The transcript is spliced from 6 exons. NCBI's taxonomy places the organism in Eukaryota, Metazoa, Mollusca, Bivalvia, Ostreida, Ostreidae. Bases 242 to 796 code for a protein of 184 amino acids. The record is from RefSeq and is a predicted model, not a curated record.